Messenger RNA from Morus notabilis, 1520 nucleotides. RefSeq names its product galactinol synthase 1. Lineage: Eukaryota; Viridiplantae; Streptophyta; Magnoliopsida; Rosales; Moraceae. The record is from RefSeq and is a predicted model, not a curated record. The coding region runs from base 187 to 1200 and encodes 337 amino acids. Gene Ontology annotation, molecular function: glycosyltransferase activity. The transcript has 4 exons.
GUUAGCAGAGUGGCUUCCUCAGCGUUGCUAAUCCUACUUUCCUUACACUCCUCAAAACCAAAUCCUUCUUGGCCUCUAUUAUAAAAAAACUUUUCAAAUAUCACCAAAUUAAAGAGAUCAUAUAUAUAGACCUUUCUUUAAAGCACACAAAAAAAAAUUAGCACACACACAUAUAUAUACAAGAAAAUGGCCCCAGAAGUGCCUGUAGAUGUGUUUACAGGCAAUAAGGUAUCUCCUCAGCUCAAUAAUGGUGGCUACUCCAAAAGGGCCUACGUAACGUUUUUAGCCGGUGACGGCGAUUACGUUAAAGGGGUGGUGGGAUUGGCCAAGGGUCUGAGGAAAGUGAAGAGUGCUUACCCUCUUGUGGUUGCAAUGUUGCCUGAUGUGCCUGAGCAACACCGUCAGAUUUUAAGGUCUCAAGGUUGCAUCGUCCGUGAGAUUGUGCCGAUUUAUCCUCCUGAGAACCAGAUUCAGUUUGCGAUGGCUUACUAUGUCAUCAACUACUCUAAGCUCCGCAUUUGGAAUUUUGAGGAGUAUAGCAAGAUGAUAUAUUUGGAUGCGGACAUCCAAGUGUACGACAACAUAGAUCAUCUGUUUGACACCCCUGAUGGGCUCUUCUACGCGGUGAUGGACUGCUUCUGUGAGAAAACAUGGAACCACUCUCCUCAGUACAAAAUUGGGUAUUGCCAACAAUGCCCCGAUAAGGUGACGUGGCCCGCCGAGAUGGGUUCUCCUCCUCCCUUGUACUUCAACGCCGGCAUGUUUGUUUUCGAGCCUAACCCGUUGACCUACCAGAACCUUCUUCAAACCCUCGAAAUCACUCCACCAACGCCCUUUGCUGAGCAAGAUUUCUUGAACAUGUUCUUCCAAAACGUCUACAAGCCCAUCCCUCUCGUAUACAACCUGGUUCUGGCCAACCUAUGGCGACACCCAGAGAACGUCGAGCUAGACAAAGUAAAGGUGGUCCACUAUUGUGCUGCUGGAUCAAAACCAUGGAGGUACACAGGCAAAGAAGUGAACAUGGACAGAGAGGACAUCAAGAUGUUGGUUGCAAAAUGGUGGGACGUAUACAACGACGAGUCCCUAGACUUCAAGGCGGAAAAUCCGGUUUCAGAGGACGAAACUUUCUCGAGGCCAUCGAUCAUGGCUUCCAUGCCUGAGCCAAGGAUAUCCUAUAUUCCUGCGCCUUCUGCUGCUUGAAAAGUACUGCUGAAGAGACUUAAGUACUGUUCCAAAUUGGUGUGCUUCACCCACUUUUUUUUUUGUCCCCCCUUUUUCCCUAGUGUUUCAAUAUAAACUCUUUCAGGCUGUUUGGCCUCGUUUCCUUAGUUGUUGAAGUUGGUGAAAGAUACUCGUAUAGAUUCCUUGUUACAGUUUUUCCUUUUGUUGGAGUGUGUUGUGACUUUACAAAUAUAUCCCUAGCAUUCAGUAAAAGAAAACUAAAUAUAUAUUAUGUUACAAAAAUGUGUAUGGGGAACUUCGUAGCGACAUGCAUAUGCUAAAUGUAUAUCUUUGAAGUA